UCAAAGUUGGCAGCAACGUUUCUGUUGAGAGGUUUAACCUGUAGCAUAAUUUACUCCAGCCGAAGGCUUAGAAAUCUUUUUAAAAGUUGUAAAUAUCCAUGUUUUCAUACGAGUGACGUGGGUUUUCACUCAGAAUGGACGGUAAAGUCAUAGGAACGGGUCCGUACAGGGCAACAAAGCUGUGGAAUGAAACCAUAAAACUCUUCCGUGGAGGCAUGCCACUGAGAAGGCACUGGGCACACUUCCGCUACUAUGAUUGCAGUUUCACAGGAUCUGAGGCAGUGGAUUAUUUGCAUGAGCUGCUGAGGCGCAACUACAAUUUUGGGCCUGAGGUGACUCGCUACCAAACUCUGCAGUUACUCAGGAAGUUCCUCAAGGCCCAUGUCAUUGAAGACAUCAAAGGACGCCAUGGGACCGAGGACUUUGAAGACAAUGGCCAUCUGUACAGGUUCCCAACACUAUCUCCCCUGAAGUCUUUCCCAACAAGGCCUCUGUUGAGAGACAGCCGUGACCUUCCCAGACUCAUUCGUUGGGAUGACUACGAAGAAUUGCCUCAGCGGGAAAACAGUGCACCCCUGAAGUCUGCUGUCAUGACCUCAGAUUUGUGGAAUAAAAGGCACAGUGUAGCUAUUGGGGAUGUGCAUGAGUGCAAGCUCAUACGAAGGAAGGAGAUCACUCCAAAGCAAGUGGACCACAUCUGGAAAUCCAUGACAGCUGAGCAUUUACAGAGGGUGUUGGGCCUGAAGUCAUUGGAUGGAGUUUUAAACCUAACGCAUGUGAACGGCAAGCACAUCGUUCAUAACGUGUUCAGCGUUAAUAAGGCGGGCAUAGUCGUGUUGGAGAACAAAGCCGAGGACAUGCCGUAUUGGGUGGUAUCAGCAAUGAAAUGCCUCGCCAAUUGGCCUAAUGGGAAUGGAAGCAAACAACCAGUGUAUCCGGGUUUCGAGAGGGAUGUUCUGAAAACAGUAGCAGAUUACUUUCAGAGGCUCAAAGAACCGCUGCUCACUUUCCAUCUAUAUGAAGUUUUUGUCAACAUUCUCAGUCUGCUGCAGGAUCAGGAGGUCGCCACUGAAGCCUUGCAAGUCAGCUGUCUCUUACUGCCACCGGCCAACCGAAGACGCCUCCAUCUUUUACUGCGUCUCAUGGCCCGGGUCUGCCAGAACCCCCACCUGCCUCCACUCAAUGACUUCAUCACUACCUGCACACUGAUGGUGCAGAUGUUCUCACACUGCGUUCUGGGCUCAGUGGAUGAGAUGGACUUGGACGAGCUGCUUUCCACCAAACUGGUGACCUUCAUGAUGGAGCACCACAACACCAUCUUCCAGGUUCCUUCCAAGCUGCGCUGCCAGGUCCAGGAGCACCUGUCCCACCUCAAAAGAGUCCAAAUCAAAUACGCAGGUUCAGACACAGACUUCAGUGCAUCUCCAGCUUUUUGUAAACAGAUCCGCAGGAUGGAGUCUGAGGAUCAGAAGGUGAUAGGAACCCAGACCCCCCUGCAGGCGCUGCUGGAAGGCCUGAUUGCAGACAAAGAACUUCCUGCCAAGGACAAGAGGAAAAGGCUCAAACAGUUCCAGAGGUCGUACCCAGAUGUCUACCACAAUCGACUUCCCACCGAGGAAAGCAAAGCUGCUGUAGUGCCUGAGAAAACCCCACGACUCAAACCUCAUCUCAUGUUUUUCAACCUCAAGAAACCCUUCCAGCCGUUCCAGAGGAGCUGGAGCUUUAGGGCGUGAUCAGGCUGUACACACAACUCAUGAGACGAGGAACAAUGUGGCUGUAAUGAUGCUUUGGGCAUACAAUUAAUGUUAAAAAUAAUUACUUGGCUGUUAAUUAGCACUGUUGAACUAAGAUAAUAAUUUAAAGGGUCAGUUCACACAAAUACACAUAAUGGUAGUAAUAAUAAUAACACACCUACACUGACUCUUAGUGAAUUGACCCUUUUCACAUUACAUUUUUACUGUGUUGCUAGAAAACUUGAGCAAAGUAUAGGAAACGAUGCACUGACGCUAAAAGAACCACUGAUGUUUCUUAAAAUGAACUAAAAUAGUUGUACAUUUUUUACUAAGAUACUUUAUGUUAGAAAGAUCUAUUAAGUGACUGACAUUGCCCUCCCUAUAACUUCAUUGAAUGAAAUGCAUUUCAAAAGUAUUACUAAGUUAUUAGAGGUUGCGAAAACUUAAUGAUCAAAGGGCGUCCUACUCUUGAAACAUUUGUAUAUAGUUUUCUACUGUAACACAUGUUCAGAUACAUUUCUUGGCAUGAAAUAGCCUUCAAACAGAUUAUGUAAUUUCAUGAGAUUGACUCUUGCAAUGCAGAAAUGCAUUUAAUUUUACAUUAUGAAUACUGUUUAUGUAGAAUGGUCAUUAUGAUGUUGAAUCUAGGCAACUCCAAGCUUAAUCUAAAAUGUAUAUUUUUUAUAUUUGUCAGUUGAAACUGGAGAAGGCAGUUUAUUUGUAGCAUUAUUGGGCAGAAAUUCCAUAAUAACAUUUUAGCGUAUUGUGUUUAAAGUGGUACUACACGGUAUGUUGUUUUCUGGAAAAGGCAAAAAAACAAAGCGGCAGACCUUGAGAAUAAAGCUCUCAUCCAGCAUCUCUGUCCGUAUUUGUAUCAGGAUAUUAUCGAAGGCACGUACAAGCGCAUUAAUAUUUGCAGAACAAUAAUAGGAACGCUCUCUCUCUGAGAUCACGUGUGAUUGGAAGUUGAGUUUUCGCUCAGUCCACUUGAGUUACAAUAUGCUGAAAGGUUAUUAUGGAACCUUUGCCCAAUGAUGCCAAAAAUAUAUGGCCUACAGUAUCUCCGCUUUAAUAUCAAUGAACAUAUCAAGGGCUUGCUAAGAAAGGGAGUGUGUUACUUGUUACAGAGUAACUGAGAAGCUCUACUUGAGCUUUAUCCAUAUCUCUAUAAUUGCAUUUGUAACUGCAAAAAAUACCUCACAAAUGAGGGGAAAGCUUCAAGGCCAGGGGGAAAUGUAGUUUAAAUUUGCUAUAAGAAAAGUGUACAACUACACUUAAUAAUUUGUAUAUAUGUAUAUGCUGAAUCAUAAUCUCAGAAGAAGGAAGGAAAGCAAAAUCAAACAUUUCACUUGUUACAAAAUGUCCUUUCUCUCUAAGCCCUCCUUCCACCUUACCUGACGGGUCCUGCUGUACGUGCACUCUUAAAACAACUCAUUCCAUGUUUUAUUCUGGAUAUAAGAACUCUUUUCUUGAUGCAUGUCUUUCAUGGUUUUUCAAUGUCAUUUGUUAUUUUCUGUUACCAGAGGCCGGCACUACGAAGCAAGUUCAACAGACCAGGAUAUCUUUGUUGACUUAACUAACCCUCACAACCGCGAUCCCGCUAAGCGGUCCUACGACAGUGGUUCUCAACUCGGUGAGUGAACCCAGAUGUUCUCCGUCUGGCUAUGAGCGCGUUCACAUAAAAGGGGCGGGGUUUGACAAACGGGUACAAGUGUGCUGUCAGCAGCGCGUCAUAUUGCACAAAUGAAGCGUAAACUACUUUAAUAAACAAAUGCGUAGAAGUUAAACACUUAAUCCGGGCUAUAAAGUAACAGUUUACUAUACUACUAUAAUUACAUUAGUCUAUUCUAUUAAAUGAAGGAGUUACUUAGACCAAAUUAUUAUCAUACAAGCCAUAAGAAUACAUGCAAUACUUUCAGCGGCAACCCCGGCUGUGUAAAACUCAUGGGAGCAAAUAAAAACAUCAUUCAAAUCUGUAAGCAGACGUGCUUUCAUAUAUUGAUAAUCACCCACAGCAGACAGUCUGGGACUGUCGGCAAACGACCCAGACGUGUUGCACAGCAGCUGACGGCUCAAGAAGCUGACA
Cottoperca gobio is the source of this 3819-nucleotide messenger RNA. Its product is annotated as DEP domain-containing protein 1B. The record is from RefSeq and is a predicted model, not a curated record. NCBI's taxonomy places the organism in Eukaryota, Metazoa, Chordata, Actinopteri, Perciformes, Bovichtidae. Bases 135 to 1733 code for a protein of 532 amino acids. The transcript is spliced from 11 exons. Gene Ontology annotation, biological process: intracellular signal transduction.